AUGUUGGCAUUAUGCUUCUCGCUGACAUUGUUGGUGAUAACACUGGCCGUAUACAAUGGUGAUAAGUGUAGCAGGUAUCUUAUUGUUUACUACGUAUUGCUUGGUGUACAGGGUGCUCGAAGACUAUACGAGACACUAUGUAUACAGGCUCAUUCAUACUCGACAAUGUCCGUGCUACUCUUUGUCUCUGGCGCAGCAUACUACUUCUUUGCGUCAUUGUCUCCAUUGGCAGAGCAUGCCUACCGCUUCAAUGGAGACCUACAACAAUGUUCAGGUCUAAUGCUCAGUGUGCCUAAUGCAUUGGUCAAGAUCAUAAUCUUUACAUUGGCAUCAUAUACUCAAUAUCAAGUACAUUGUAUAUUGGCUGACAUCAGGAAUCGUUCUUCAUCGUCAACAUCAAAGUCAUCUGCCGGCAAAGUUGUCUAUGAGAUACCUCAAGGUGGACUGUUCAACUUUGUAUCAUGUCCACAUUUCCUCUCAGAGAUUGUCAUCUAUCUCUCUCUAUUAUCUCUAUCAAACUUUAACAGUAUAACAUUAUGGCUACUCAUCAUAUUUACAUCUUUAAACCUGAUACACAGAUCAUUGGAUACACAUAGAUGGUACAAACAAACGUUCAAAUCACAGUAUCCACAUCAAAGGAUGGCGAUCAUUCCAUUCGUCUUGUGA
Molecule: messenger RNA, 666 nt
Organism: Acytostelium subglobosum LB1
Lineage: Eukaryota; Evosea; Eumycetozoa; Acytosteliales; Acytosteliaceae
Exons: 2
Coding region: 1-666 (221 amino acids)
Biological process (GO): polyprenol catabolic process; dolichol-linked oligosaccharide biosynthetic process
Cellular component (GO): endoplasmic reticulum
Molecular function (GO): 3-oxo-5-alpha-steroid 4-dehydrogenase activity
Source: RefSeq, a predicted model, not a curated record